AAAUUAUAAAGGUUUAAUUAAAAUAGAAAUAAAACACAGACACGUAAUUUAAAAUUGAAUAAAACUAUACGCAUCUACAGAUAUACUUUCUUUACAAAGUUACAUUAACAAAAAUGCAAUUCGAAAACUGAAAGGAAGUGGAAGCAUGACCAACAAGCGCUCAAAAGUCAAAAGACAAAUACAAGGACUAAAAAUUUGGGAAGCACAGCAAAGGAUUGACUUUAUUUAAAUGCAAUAACAAUGCAUUAAUCAUGCUAUUAAUGAGUGAAAGAUACAACGAACAUGUGUGACUAAUCUGAAAGUAAAAUGAGAUCCAAAAGCGGUUAUAAUUUAUGAUUUCCGCCAUUCAAAUGGAAAUAAGUGGUCACGUUGCCAAUUUACCCAGCUCAAGUUCCUUCACGCAAAUCAUAAAUUCUAUACAUUGGAAAUCAGAGCCCAGAUUCAAAGAUCGUCCAGAAAUGGAAACUCAUUUAAACCUAACAUUGUAUCAAGCACCCCUGUGGGCUUUACGUGCUGCGCAUUCAUUGUCAACAGGUGAAGUAGAACUAUAAAACGCACAGCCUGCCUAAGGUUAUUGCACGCGUGAACAAUUCUAGAUUACUCUUACCUAUAUUCCUUGUCAACGCGCCAUGACCAGAAACAGGGUUACUCUUGCAUAUCUCUCCAACGACGCUGCAAGGAAAACAACAUAUAAGAAAAGGAAGAAGGGUCUUGCCAAGAAGGUGAGCGAGCUAACCACUCUUUGUGGGAUCGAAGCAUGUGCUGUUGUUUUCAGCUCCUAUGAACCUAAACCACAGGUGUGGCCAGAUUCAAAAGGAGCUCAACAGGUAAUCGCAAGGUUUCAGGAUACACUUGCGCUGGAUGAAAGAAAGAAUUUGAACCAAGAGAGUUUUACUAGGCAAACGAUUGCCAAAGUUAGCGUCCAGCUCAAGAAGCAAUGUAAGGAGAAUCGUGAGAAGGUGAUGGAGCUAGCUUUGUUCCAGUGUGUUGAAGGGGAAAGUCUGGAUGACAAGACGAUAGUGGAUCUUGAUGACAUUGAUUGCCUGAUCCAGAAGAACAUAAACAACAUCAGAAACAAGAUGGAUGAGUUUGUUUGAAGCUAUUUUCCUUACGUUAGGACUUAAUGUUAUUUACUAGUUAAACAGAUUCACCGCCUGAUAAAUGUAGAAUCUUGUUUUUGGGCAUUUCAUGUCCUAAAUCCCAUUUGAAUUGUGAAA
This is a messenger RNA of Prosopis cineraria, 1217 nucleotides long. RefSeq names its product agamous-like MADS-box protein AGL80. NCBI's taxonomy places the organism in Eukaryota, Viridiplantae, Streptophyta, Magnoliopsida, Fabales, Fabaceae. The record is from RefSeq and is a predicted model, not a curated record. Bases 630 to 1097 code for a protein of 155 amino acids. Gene Ontology annotation, molecular function: DNA-binding transcription factor activity, RNA polymerase II-specific; protein dimerization activity; RNA polymerase II cis-regulatory region sequence-specific DNA binding. Gene Ontology annotation, biological process: regulation of transcription by RNA polymerase II. The transcript has a single exon.